AUGUCGUCCUCAACUUCUCGCCCCGGUGAGCGCAUGGUUCAUCAAGACUUCAUCGCUCGAAUUCGAUACUCCAAUGCGCUCCCUCCACCACCGCACCCCCCGAAGUUGCUUGAUAUCCCUAAUACUGGCCUUGCAAGUGGACAGUACACGACGCCAGGUUUCGCCUCGCGACUUGCGAGGGAGCAACCACUAAACAUCGAGGCGGAUGCCGAGCUUGGAAUGCCCCUUGACCUAGUGGGCAUGCCUGGUGUUUUUGAUGGCGAUGAAAGAUCUAUUCAAGCUCCCGCUCAUCCUCCUGCUCUUCAUCCUCACGAUCGACCGCUUCUAAGACCCAUCGCCGCUCUCGGAAAACUCAAAGCCGCUGAAGCCAAUGUUUCUUUCCUUCGCCGAACAGAAUACAUCUCUUCAGGCAGCUCGAAGCGCCAGGAUGGAGCUGUUCCUCGCGCUAUGCUUACAAAGGCCAACAAGAACAAACGUGUUCCAGAACCUGCUGCCGAUUCUCCUCACGCCAUCAAGCGCAAGAUCGACAAGGGCUUCGAGAUUGCAGAGCAAGAAUUCAAUGACCCCAAACGCGCCAAACAUCCCAGCAAGAGGCAUCUCAAGGUGGUCGAUGUCUCGCCUCUUAUUCCCGAUCUCGACGCUUUCCCUGAUACCGGCGCAUACGUCACAAUAAAAUUCCACCAAGCCCCUGUAGUCAGCACAAAGCAGUACGACAGACGUCUUCUGAGCGGCUUGUUCAAACCUAUCGAUCGAUCACCAGAAGAGGAAGAAGCGUACGAGGCUGCUAUAGCAGCUCACGAGCAAGAUCCUGCCAACGUACCAAAGCCUCAAAACUCGAUGAACUACGAAUACUAUCUUGCAGCUACAGCUGCUGCCGGAGAACGUUUCCGUCGCAAAUUCGAUGUCGAGGAUGCCGACCACAACGAAGACGAACUCUAUACCCACCAGUCAGACGCUGGAGGUUGCUUCCAGUUUCGUAGACUUCGAGGUUACGAGACGGCUCAAGAAGUCGAGUUCGAAGCAGCAACCAAGUAUGAUGAAGAGAUCAUCUUGUCAUACAACGAGGACACAUUCUACCCUAAUCAGAAGGCUGUGUACUAUUAUCCUGUUCAACAGAAGUCUGUUGUCCGCCCUCAACGAACCAAGAAUAUAGCACGAAACAUCGGUAUCGCCGACGAGGAACAGGUCAUUGAUCAGCUUGAUAUUACAGUUGAAGACCCCACUGAAGAGGUUCGUGAGAUGAUAAAGUCACACCACGACCAUCCUCUUGGAGGAACACAGGAAGAGGAGGAGCACCAUGAAGAGCACCAUGAGGGUCAGGAUGCUGAAGGUGAAGAGAACGCCGACCACCGGGGCAGCAGCCCAGCGGCCCGUCGCUCAAGGUCGGUUUCUGAAGAACGUGAUGCCGAAGGUGAGGACGAUGACUAG
This is a messenger RNA of Fusarium coffeatum, 1428 nucleotides long. RefSeq lists its product as uncharacterized. The transcript is spliced from 2 exons. The record is from RefSeq and is a predicted model, not a curated record. Gene Ontology annotation, molecular function: chromatin binding; RNA polymerase II complex binding. The coding region runs from base 1 to 1428 and encodes 475 amino acids. Gene Ontology annotation, biological process: transcription elongation by RNA polymerase II. NCBI's taxonomy places the organism in Eukaryota, Fungi, Ascomycota, Sordariomycetes, Hypocreales, Nectriaceae. Gene Ontology annotation, cellular component: Cdc73/Paf1 complex.